Porites lobata is the source of this 5051-nucleotide messenger RNA. The record is from the annotation of a GenBank genome assembly. Lineage: Eukaryota; Metazoa; Cnidaria; Anthozoa; Scleractinia; Poritidae.
AUGGCCCGGGUUUCAGUUAUCAUUUUAUUCUGUGUCUUUUUGCUUCAUACAUAUGGCAAACUUUCAUUACAAAAAACAGAUACGGGCUCCAAGUUCCUUCCUGUGGUUAUUAACACUUGGGGACCUCCAUUUACGAACGCAACAUCAGAAGGUUAGCUAGUGUUGACAACUGUACCGCACGUACUUUGAGUGGUUGCAUGUAUUUUCCCUUUGUCUGAGUGUUAAAAGGUCUUAAAAAGAUGAGUUACCUCGUUUUCAAAGUCAGCAGCUUUUUGCUUUCACUUAUUUCUAUUGUUAGAAGCGAUGUACAGAUGCUCGAUAAAAAGGAAAUAGACAUUUAGCAAUACAGUAACCCCUAAAAAAUCGGAGCCAGUUUAUCUUGAGAAACUAUUUAUGACAAUGAUGCUAAUGGGUGGUAGUGAUAAUAUUGUUAGAGAGUGUGUGGGAGAGAGAGACCUUUGGAGAUCUUAAAUCCCGAUUGUACUAUCUCUUUGGUAGUAUCCCGUCAUCCCCUGGCCCCAUAACAAACCACCACAUCCCCAAUACAAACAAUAGACCCAGUCCCAAUAACAUAACAUGGGUGUGGCCUAGGACAUUCUUCAUAGUCUUACGCAAGUUACAAACGGACAAAAGUCGCUUCCAUGACUGUAACAAAAUAAUCUUUGUCAGGGAUAAAAUAUGUGGUGUCAGUGUGCAUAAGGUUCAAUAAUACCUUUUCUUUUCCUGUAAACUGUCAAGCCCAGGGGUCCCCAAACUGGUAUCUCAUUCAUUUGGAUGGCACAUUUACCAUUAUGGGUAUCAGACAGACAGUCAGACAGAAAGACAAUAGAAGUAAUGAAGCCCAAAUGGUUGAUGUUAAUUAGCACAUCUGUAAUUACUGAUCUCUAGCUUGGCAAAUUAUAUCAAGUGGAAAAGGCAGUGCACUGGAUGCAGUAGAGACUGGCUGUAUAGUAUGUGAAGCUGAACAAUGUGAUGGUACUGUAGGAUUUGGUGGAAGGUUGGUGUGCUGUCACUUAAUAACAGAAAUAGUUUUGCAUUUUGAAUCCAUCAUGUGUCACUAAAAUGAAGCAUGUACAUGUUAACAUACUAGUGAGGUAUGUAACCUACUGUAAUUUCUUUUCAUCAUUUGAAAUAUCCUGUUAAAGCUUAAAAAAUAAGAUUUUGUUUGAACUAGAUAAAUGAAAUAAGCAUUGAAGAAAGAAAGUGAAAUAGCUAGUGAGGAUGGACAUGUAAAGUUUCAGCCAUCAUGAAAACUUUUGUAACUUUUUCAGGACUAAGUAUGUAACUUUUGUAAAUUUUUUUUGUAACUUUUGUAACUUUUUUAUUUGUCCAGUCCAAAUGAAGAUGGAGAAACCACUUUGGAUGCGAUGAUCAUGGAUGGGUAAGAUACUAUAUUCUUUUUCUCAAAUUGUACUAUAGUCAUAUGUCAUUUGUGUUUCUCAGUUAGUCUCACAAAUUAAAGUUUACCCAGCUUUCUUUUUAAGUGUUACACAUGAUGUUGGAGCUGUUGGGUGUCUGAAAAGAGUGAAGUCAGCCAUUUCGGUUGCCCGUAGUGUUAUGGAGCAUACUUCUGAAACCUUCUUGGUUGGAGAUGACGGUAGAUCGAUGUUGUGUUUCUUAUUUCUCUGUUGUUGUUGUGUUUGUUAUGUCUGGCACCCCUUACUAGUUUGUAAAUAAAGUGUUUAGAUAUUUAAUUGUUUUGCUCAUUAUGUUUACAGAUUUGCUCUUUUCUUUCACUCAGUGUUGUAGUGCAAUUAUUAUUAUUAUCUUUUUAGCAACUCGCUUUGCUAUUGAGAUGGGAUUUAAAAGUGAAGACUUACACACAAAUCACUCAUGGUGAGUCAUUAGCAAAGAGGGAAUUGAACUUGUUUUGUCAAUUUUUACUACUUGAACAGAUAACAUUAGCUGAUGUUGCCCAAUUCAUGCAAAUUAGUAUCCCACAUUUGUUUUAUAUAUCUGUUUGGAAAAGGGCAUCAUCCAUGAGUGUUAAAAUCUGAGACAGCUGAGGUACUUGUGUAAAAAUUUUGAGUUUUUAAUAUGACAAAAAUGUGGAGAGAAAACACAGAUGACUCAUCACCAGCAAUACUGCUUUUUAGAUUUUGAGAUUUGUUAGUUAUAUUCAGAGACAAGUUUACCACCCACCACCCUUUAUAAGUCUUGAUGAUUUACCAGUAAAACUGCUACUCUUUGGCUUAAGAACUGAGCAGAACUGUGUAUUUCCUAUAAGAAUACUACAUUUUAAAUCCAUAGUCAUUUAAUAUUUACAUUCAUUUUUGCAGGCAAAUAUGGAAAGACUGGAAAAAUAACAAUUGUCAGCCCAACUUUUGGCAGGUAGAUGUUGUGAGAUGACAUUCCUUUUUGUAACUGUUGUAACAGUAUUGUAAAGUAAAAAAGAUUCACAUUUCUGGUAAUCAGUGGGCAUUGGAUUCUGUCAUAAUCUUUACUUCUAAGCCAGACUUUUUCAAAAAUAUUUUAUAUAAUUUUUAAUUAAUAUGUACAUUACAUUUGUAUGAUGUUAUUGGUAAAUAAAUAUUUCUUUAAAUGUUUGCAAAUUCAGGAUGUGGUUCCAGACCCCCAUCAGUCUUGUGGUCCGUACAAACCUAAACCUGGGUUAGGGUAAGUUCCCAAUUUAAUUUCUCAGUUUAAAGUUUGCAAAUUAUAUGUUGAAACAUGUGUUUUGGAAGGUUAAGGUAUUCAUCACCAAAUCUUCCUGGUUUUUCUGUAUUCCAGUUGGUAUAAGAAAUAAAAGCCUAAGAGUUGAUUGGGUUGAAUGAAGACGAGAAAAAAAUUCGUUGAGUAGAGUUACUGCAGGAUGAAUGCUUUUGUGUGAAGCUUAAACUGUUAACAACAUUUUAUAAUUUACAUUGACAGGAAGCAGAGAAGAUCACGUCACAAAUCUCAUGCUGACAUUAAUAGACACAAUCAUGACACCAUUGGUAAAUAAUAGCAAGUCCUUAAAGAAAGAUGACAUCAUAAUUCUUUUUGCUGUGCAACCCUUAUAUCUACCUUGGAGGAUAUAACCUAUACUACCUGUUUCUGCAUUUGUUCUAUUUUUACUGUAGAUUUCUGUCACUGAGUCAGUGUAUGUUUCUGUUGUUCAGGCUGAAAGAAAUUGAGCGUCAAUGUAUUUAGCAUGAAAGUAAUAUUGGGGGACACUAUUAUGGGAGUGCCAUUUUAUGUGGUCAUGAGAGCCAUGUGUAGGUCUAGCUGCUUGUAGGGUAAAGGAAGACAUGAAUAUUGUUUCAGCCCCUGGAAAUCAAACCAACAUAAUCAAACUGCUAUGUAGGGGGGGGGGGGAUGGGGGUACUCCCUAUGAUGGCCUUUACGGGAGGCUCUACCUGAAAGGGGUACCUUUUUCAAGCUACAGGUAUAUGAAAGAGGAGGGAUUUCACUAGGUGAUGUAUAUAAAAGGGUAGGGAAAUCUGUCAUUUGGAUCUGUAAAAGGGUCCAAAAAAAAACGGCUAACAGGUGAAUUUUAUGGCUUUAAAUAGUCAGGAAAACAUUCUAUUUUUGUGAUUGAUUCCGUAUUUAAAAGACAGUGCAUUUACAGCAGUUAAAAGGGAUGCAAAGUUCUAAACAAGGUAUGCGAAAGGGCGACCUUUUUCGUGAAAAAGGGUAUAUAAAAAGGUAAGUGGUUGGACCCCAGGGUGGAGCCUCCCCAUAUAAACAUUUGUUGAGUACCUCCCGCGCCCCGGAUAUAGUGUUAAAUCACACAGAAAUAUGUCUCUGAAAAGAGCUCAUAGGACAAUAAGACUUAUUUUCCUAUGACCUCUUAGGAGUGGUAGUCAAUUAUACAAAAAAUUAUUCUUAACUUCAUGGUGAUCUCACUGGGUUGUAUUUUUCUAAGGGAUGGUGGUUGUUGAUAGUGCUGGAAAUCUCGCUGCAGGAACAAGUACUAAUGGAGCAAAUCACAAGAUUUCAGGGUAAGAUGCAGUUUACCACACAUCCUCUGUGCAAAAACGUGCUUUUUAUACUCCUGACAUUUUAUAAAACCAACAACCUAAUGUUCUCGAUACAUCAGAAGGCUAAGUAGAGCAGUAACCCCAGUCCCGGUAGUUAUUAACCCUGACUACUCUUGUGAUUCAGAAGCAAGGACCACACCCAUGUUCUGGCAAGUUUGCUCUUGAAGAAGAUGAGUUAGAAUGAUAGCUGUUGGAAUAACUAUACCAUUUCAUCUAUUUCUCUUUCUCUCCCUCUCUCUCAUAUUUCAGUCGUGUUGGUGACUCCCCAAUUGCUGGAGCAGGUGCUUAUGUUGAUAAUGAUGUUGGAGGUGCUGCUGCUACUGGGGAUGGUGAUGUAAUGAUGCGAUUUCUUCCCAGGUAUUAAAAGUCUGACCCCUUUUCUUGUGAAAUUCGUAUCAUUUUUAAAGAAUUAUCAGAAAGAUAAAUACUAAUCCCGGACACAUCUUUCUGAAUUUCUGAAUCUGCUCCUGCCUUACACUUUGCGAAAGCAUGCUGUCUUUGGUAUUGUAGAAAUGAUAGAAUAAAAGUGAUGUUAUCUUAUUUUGCCUUAGUUUCCAGGCUGUUGAAUAUAUGCGUCAAGGGAAGAGCCCCACAGAAGCAACAACUCUUGCCCUGGAGAGAAUUGCAAGAUAUUACCCAAAUUUCAGUGGAGGUCUUGUAGCUGUGAAUAAAGAAGGACAAUAUGGUUAGUUAAUUGAAAUAGAGAGUCGAGCCAAAACACAAUUCAAUUUAAUUCUUUAUUCACACUAUACAGAGCUAAACAAAAUUUAAAGCAAUGCAUGGUGGAUCUCAAAAAGAAUUUUUUUUUUGGCUGUACUCCAAAUGCAAGAGUUUAGUUACCUAAAAAGUUACGUAUUUGUUCUCUUACAUUUUGUACCUAUUUUGGCUUUGUAGGAGCCGCGGCACAUGGCUGGACAUUCUUCAAAUAUUCUGUUUGUAAUCCAGAGUUGGGAAAAGUUACAGUUUUUUCUGUGAAACCAAUGAACGCUUCGUGACUGAUGUUUUUCAGUGAAGAAAAUCUAGAUGUUAUACUGUUCAUUUUUUGUUGUCAUACUGUUUCUUCUAGUAAAAUGAAUAAAUUUUUAAGAC